GUAGCUCUGUCAAACACAGGCCUUCUAUCCCUUUGCUCCCCUAAUCUCAUCAUAUUUUCAUAGAGUCAGGCCAUUUGAGUAAUAAUGAACAGAACGAGGACGGCCAUUAAAGAUAAGGGGCCUGAAGGAAUCAGCCUUCUUCACUUUUACUGGUUUGCAACGUAAAGCAACCCUUUUUCCUAUCCUUUUCUUUGCUAAGCAAUUGAGAAAGAACCAUAUGUCUCUCUCUGAUUCUGAACGAACACACAAGGUCUCCCAAGCAAAGGCACCCUAUUCUUUUUCCCUUUCCUAUUCUCCUUUUUAAUGUCAUUCCAUGUGAACGCUUUUGCCUUCCCUUUCUUCUUGUACCUGGGGGGAUGUUAUUCUUUUCUUCCCUCAAUUUUUUUAUCAGUGGGUUUUGUCUCUGUCUGCACUCCGGAGAUUGCUCCAGCAAUUUAAUAAUGGAAUAAACAAGUUCAAACCUUCGAGAUCUUCAGUCUUCAUGGUUGUUUACAAGGUUCUAUUUGGAAUUUAUUCAGCAUUAAGAAAGGAAUUGCUAAGAUUCUCCUUUCCCCUCUCACGAGUUGGGGUUUUUGAGAGGGUUUGAAAAAUUGUGCCUAUAUUGGAGCUUUUGCCUUUGCUGUGCAGACGGGUCGCUUAUUUUUUCUGUUUUGAUGUGAUUGUGGCCCUGCAUUCUACAUGGAACUUGUUCUCUGCAAAUGGGCACUUGCAUUUCUACUUAGUUGUUGGCUCAUUGUUGCUGUUGUGCUCUCGGUGGAGGGAUUACAUGGAAAUUCUAAAGUAAGAGGAGUGAACUUGGGUGGAUGGUUGGUUGUGGAAGGUUGGAUUAAGCCUUCUCUUUUCGAUGGAAUUCCCAAUGGAGACAUGCUUGAUGGAACACAAGUCCAAUUCAAAUCGGUGACGUUGCAGAAGUAUGUGUGUGCAGAGAAUGGGGGCGGUAUGAAUGUUACAGUUGACAGAGACAUUCCCUCGUCAUGGGAAACCAUUAGGUUGUGGAGAGUAUCUGAGUUAGAAUUUCAGCUUCGCACAUCUAAAGGCCAAUUUCUGACUUGUGAUGGUGAUGGGUGUUCUGUCUCUGCUACAGCAGUAUCACCAUCAAGCACAGAAACAUUUUAUAUUGAAAGAAAUAAUGAUGGUAGAGUUCACAUCAAACUUGAGACUGGGACCUAUCUUCAGGCUUCAAAAGACAACCAACUUACAGCAGACUAUUCAGGUACACCUGGAUGGAAUGAUAAUGCAGCCACAUUUGAAAUGAUAAUUAUAGCAAAUAAUUUGCAUGGAGAUUUCCAGCUUGCAAACGGACAUGGUCAUGAUAAAGCAAAAGAAGUUCUGAAGAAGCAUCGAAACAGUUUUAUCACCGUGGAAGACUUUCAGUUUCUAUAUAGACAUGGAAUAAAUGCUGUGAGGAUACCUGUUGGCUGGUGGAUAGCUUUUGAUCAUAAUCCUCCACCUCCUUUUAUUGGUGGUAGUUUGGAAGCUCUUGACAAUGCAUUCUCAUGGGCACAAGCUUAUGAUAUAAAGUGUAUAAUUGACCUUCAUGCGGCUCCAGGCUCCCAAAAUGGGAUGGAACAUAGCGCUAGUAGAGAUGGUACAACAGGCUGGCCUACAUCUCCAGAUUACAUCUCACAGUCACUGGACGUAAUAGAAUUUCUAGCUUCCAGAUAUGCCAAGCAUCCUGCGUUGCUGGGCAUUGAACUUUUAAAUGAACCAUCAGCUGCAGAUGUUCCUCUGGAUGUCUUAGUUUCAUAUUACAAGCGAGGCUAUGAAAUUGUCCGGAAGCACUCGACAACAGCUUAUGUGGUAGUUUGCCAAAGAAUUGGGAAUGCAGAUCCGUUUGAACUUUAUCAAGCUAACAUAGGCUCUGUGAACAUGGUGGUAGAUUUGCAUUACUACAAUCUUUUUGACACUUUCUUUGUCAAUAUGAGCACCAUGGACAAUAUCCAAUACAUUUACGAGAACAGAGAAGCCCAAUUGCAAUCAUUAAACAGUGCAAAUGGGCCUCUUGUUUUUAUUGGGGAGUGGGUGAAUGAGUGGAAUGUGACAAGCGGAUCUCAAAGGGAUUAUCAAGAUUUUGGAAGAGCACAGUUAGAGGUCUACAAUGCAGCAUCAUUUGGAUGGGCUUAUUGGACACUGAAGAAUGACAGACAGCACUGGGAUUUCGAAUGGAACACUCGCAACAAUUAUCUUCAAUUAGGUCAUUCACCAGAUCCGAAAAUUUGGACUGGCUUAACUUUACUUGGAGUGGCGUCCAGCUGCAUCCUCCUCCAAUAUAUUUUGUGAGAGAUCUUAUCAAAGUUGCCUCACAAAUUCAAGGUAGAACCUUGCUUGUAUUGAUGCAGCUGGAGCUGGUUCUUUCUUCACAUACACUGAUGGAUCUUGUCAAAGUCACCCAAUAAAUUGAAGGUAGAAGCUUGAAAUGCAGCCAUUGGUUCCUUGCCACUCAAUAAUUGCUCCCAGAGGUGAAAAUCUGAAGGUGAUGCACAAAAUAAUGUUCUUGGUACAGAGAGUAUCCACAGGAUCUGAGAGAUCCCGUGAAACAAUGAGGCUACAUUAUGCUUCGCUCAAUAAAUACAAGAAAUUUUUUCC
Messenger RNA from Diospyros lotus (date-plum), 2586 nucleotides. Its product is annotated as probable glucan 1,3-beta-glucosidase A. The transcript is spliced from 10 exons. Gene Ontology annotation, cellular component: actin cytoskeleton; cytoplasm. Gene Ontology annotation, molecular function: hydrolase activity, hydrolyzing O-glycosyl compounds; actin filament binding. Bases 679 to 2280 code for a protein of 533 amino acids. Lineage: Eukaryota; Viridiplantae; Streptophyta; Magnoliopsida; Ericales; Ebenaceae. Gene Ontology annotation, biological process: actin filament bundle assembly; carbohydrate metabolic process; establishment or maintenance of cell polarity. The record is from RefSeq and is a predicted model, not a curated record.